Conger conger (European conger) is the source of this 2950-nucleotide messenger RNA. It is a transcript of the gene fbln5, whose product is annotated as fibulin 5. Bases 327 to 1724 code for a protein of 465 amino acids. The record is from RefSeq and is a predicted model, not a curated record. The transcript is spliced from 11 exons. Gene Ontology annotation, molecular function: calcium ion binding. NCBI's taxonomy places the organism in Eukaryota, Metazoa, Chordata, Actinopteri, Anguilliformes, Congridae.
AAUAGUCUGUAUAGCAGACGACGUAGGAGGAGAAAAAAAAAUAUUAACUCUUUAUUUUGAAAAACAUUCCUCAUAGAACUGGUCAACUCUUGCGUUGCUCUCGGUAGACUAGACGUCGGUUAACCAAAGCCAGGUGUCGGCUUUCGCGUGAAGGCGCGGAGUCAGGGGGGUUGGCGAGUGCGCCAGAUAGCGCAACGGGCUCUGCCUGCAGUGGUCUACGGAGUCUGCUUACAGUAGUGUGGAUCUGACACGUUCCUCGCUGCAUAGAAAUAACGGGUCGGUCGCUCGGCUCUUUCAUUAGGAAUCACCACGGAUCCAUAAAAAACAUGCUAUUUGAAGGACGUUUCUCAAGUUUCUGGACGUUUGCUAGGAUGUUGACAGUUCUGACGCUGAUCUUACUAUGUAUCCAGUCUGGCAACGCGCAGACGUGCACAGAUGGCUUUAUCUAUGAUCGGCGCAUCAGACAGUGUGUUGACGUGGACGAGUGCCGGACGCUCGCGGACCCCUGCCGAGGGGACAUGCGCUGCGUGAAUCAGAACGGCGGUUACCUGUGUAUCCCGCGAGGGAUGUACAGCCAGUCCUACGCCAGGCCCAACCCGCCGCCUUUCAGUGAACCGUCCUAUCCGGACACAUCUCUAAGCAUCCCCGAACCCUACCCUUCAGCCCAGCGACCACCUGUAGCCCCCAGCUUCCCAGUGUCAGGACAAUCGCCCCCCUGUGUCUUGGGAUACCUUCUCACGGAGGAUGGCCUUUGCACCGACAUCGAUGAGUGUGAAACGCAGACUCACCAGUGUAAUCCUACCCAAGUGUGCAUCAACACUGCCGGGGGGUACACCUGUACCUGUUCAGAGGGCUACUGGCUGAUUGGUGGCCAGUGUCAGGAUAUCGACGAGUGUCGCUAUGGUUACUGCCAGCAGCUGUGCGCCAACGUUCCCGGAUCUUAUUCCUGCUCCUGUAACCCCGGCUUUGUCCUGAAUCCGGACAGCAGGACAUGCCAAGAUGUGGAUGAGUGUGAGGACAUUCCAUGCACGCACGGCUGCAUUAACACCUACGGCUCCUUCAUGUGCAACUGCGUGGAGGGCUUUGAGCUGGCGUCCGACGGAACCACGUGCAAUGACCUGGACGAGUGCAGCUUCUCCGAGUUCUUGUGCCAGCACACGUGUUUGAACGUUCCCGGCUCCUUCACCUGUGCCUGCCCACCGGGGUACUUCAUCUUUGAGGACGGGCGGAGCUGUGAAGAUAUCAAUGAAUGUGACACUGGUAACAACACCUGUACAACAGCACAAGUAUGUUUCAAUUUCCAGGGGGGGUAUAAAUGCCUGGACCCUAAUAAAUGUGACCCACCUUACAUUGAGAUCGGCGAGAAUCAGUGCAUGUGCUCAGCAGAGAACCCUGCUUGCAGGGACAGGCCGUUCACCAUCCUGUACCGGCACAUGGACCUGACGUCCGGUCGCGGCGUGCCCGCCGACAUAUUCCAGAUGCAGGCCACCACGCGCUACCCUGGGGCCUUUUACAUCUUCCAGAUAAAGUCAGGGAACGAGGGCCGUGAGUUCACCAUGAGGCAAACCAGCAACGUCAGUGCCACUCUGGUCCUGACCCGGCCCAUCAAGGGCCCGAAAGAGGUGGUGCUAGACCUGGAGAUGGUCACCGUUAACCACGUCAUUAACUUCAGAGGCAGCUCCAUCAUCCGGCUCACUAUAUACGUCUCUGAGUACUCCUACUGAGGCCUCCGACCUCUGACCUCUGACCCCCUGACUGACCCCAGUCCGGGGACCCACACCCUCCUCUAUCCGGCAGCUUGGUUUGUCUUUGAUUUUGCCGACACUGUACCGGGGAUUCUGGGGUUUAACAUCUCCUAAUUCCACACACCCCCCUCCCCCCCUCACCCCCCAAAUCCUUUUCAGGGACACUGUAUCUUCAGGCUGCCUAAAAAAACCAGUUCACAUUCAUCCACGUGGAAGAACAUUUUUGUAGCAAUGGCAAUAUGAGGUUGUCAUUUCAUCUUGUGAAGAUUAAGGAACUUGUUAUUCAUAAGGUCCAUUUUUUUUUCCAUUUCAUUUUCUCUUCUGUGAAAUGUUUUUUUUUUUUUUUCACCUGUGCUGAGAUGCCAGAAUAUUCCUCCCAAGUUGCCUGUGUUUUUCCAUGCAUUUUUUUAUUUUUUUUGCUGGAUUUCUGUUAUUUUGGUUUACUAUUGUACGCCUCCUUGUAACCUGUGAACUCUCUCAGCUUGCUGUUUAUUAAACCAAGAGGGCGAUGUUACACAACAGUGCAUAACAGACAUGUGUACGGUUGAAAAAAUAAAUGACAGAGCAGCAGGGGAUAGGAGAUAAUCCUACCUACACACUGCAGUUUCCCAGCAGGAUGAAUUAUUGAAAAUGCACAUCAGAGUUGUGUUCCUGGUGUAUAGUACCUCAUAUCAAUCUUAGCAGCGAAUUACAACGCAGAUAUAGAGAGGGCUUGUGUAGUAAAUGUUCUGACACAAUAUCAGGGGCAGGUUACCGGAGAGUGAGCAACAGCAACCCAGCCCAAGAUCAAUUCAGUGUCUACGUAUAUGCCUCAGUGGGAAAUUUUAUGUAUGUUCAUCAUUUUCUAACUUUGAGUUGGAUUUAUUUUUUGUUUAAAUCUUAAUAUGAGAAACACUAUCACUGCCACACAUCUACGAGUGUCAAAACAUAAACCGAGCCGCAUCUUAAUCCAACUCUUUGUGAAGGAAAUGUUUGUCUGUUCUGGUGCGGUGGUGCAGUAAUUUGGUGGUGCAGUAAAGUGUUUUUAAUUGUUAUUCAUGUGUGCCACCUGAAGGGAUUAACUAAGAAGUGUAUUCAGCAUUCCAAACCUUGAAAAUGCUUGUUGGAAAAUGUCUGCUAAUCAUUCACAUGUCAACUUUUAUAUAUCUGUUUUAUUAAGACCCUGUAAGUAAUCUUGGUCAGUCAAAUAAAGGUUUAAAUCCUGA